Messenger RNA from Pogona vitticeps (central bearded dragon), 2110 nucleotides. NCBI's taxonomy places the organism in Eukaryota, Metazoa, Chordata, Lepidosauria, Squamata, Agamidae. The record is from RefSeq and is a predicted model, not a curated record.
CGCGCCCUGCGUCCCUUCGGGCCCCGAGGCAUUGUGGGAAACCUCUCCUCCCGGGCAGCGGCAGAGGAGCGGCGCGGGGCUGAGGGGGCGCGCGAGCGCGAAGUGCAUGCCGGGAGCCUGGGCCGGGGCCUGCGCCGGGCCGCGGUGCAGAACUGCAGAAGCCCCGACAGCUCUUCCCUCAGCUCAUCUCCUCCACUGCGGGGCACUGGAACCUCACCCCCGCCGGAGCCCUCGGCCCCCCUGCACCCUUCCAUGAUCGGCUCUGCCAUGACCACCUCCAUUGGCGGACUGGGGUCUCCCUUCCCAGUCAUCAGCUCUUCUAUGGGCUCCCCGGGGAUGCCUGCGACCCCCUCCAUCGGCUACGGGCCGGUCAGCAGCCCCCAGAUCAACUCCACGGUGAACCUCUCGGGCCUCCAUUCGGUCAGCAGCUCGGACGACGUGAAGCCCCCGCUGGGCAUGAGGGUGAUGCAGGGCCACCCCCACGGGGGCGUGAUGCCCGGGAAGCGCCUUUGUGCCAUCUGUGGUGACCGGUCCUCAGGUGUGCGGACCCCGGGGAGGGGGAGCCCCGAUUGGAUGUGGAUUGGUGGGGGGGGGAGUAGAGCCAUAUUGGAGAGAAGGGUGUGCAGGUACAGCUGUGAAGGCUGCAAGGGCUUUUUCAAGCGCACCAUCCGGAAAGACCUGACUUACACCUGCCGCGACAACAAGGACUGCAUCGUGGACAAGCGCCAGCGCAACCGCUGCCAGUACUGCCGCUAUCAGAAAUGCCUGGCCACCGGCAUGAAGCGCGAAGCUGUGCAAGAGGAGCGCCAGCGGGGCAAAGACAAAGAAGGGGAAGGGGACCUGGCCGGGGCCGGCGCCAACGAGGACAUGCCCGUGGAGAAGAUCCUGGAAGCCGAGCUGGCCGUGGAGCAGAAAUCCGACCAGGGCAUCGACGGAUCUGGCGCGGGGGGCAGUUCGCCCAACGACCCCGUGACCAACAUCUGCCAGGCGGCCGACAAGCAGCUCUUCACGCUGGUGGAGUGGGCGAAACGGAUCCCCCACUUCUCUGAACUGCCCCUCGACGACCAGGUCAUCUUGCUGCGGGCCGGUUGGAAUGAGCUGCUGAUUGCCUCCUUCUCCCACCGCUCCAUUUCGGUGAAGGAUGGGAUCCUGCUGGCCACGGGGCUCCACGUCCAUCGCAACAGCGCCCACAGCGCCGGCGUGGGAGCCAUCUUUGACAGGUGCUUCCGUCUGGGGGCCUGGGGGUUGUGGGCCUGUGGGCGUCCGGGUUUCGCCCAGCCUCCACUCCGCCCGACGCUCCAGCGCCAUCCAUUUUUUUUUUGCCUCCAAGAUGGGCAGCUUUCCUCCCUCCCUCCCUUUCUCGGCAGGGUGACGGCAGAAUUGGUGUCAAAGAUGCGUGACAUGCGGAUGGACAAGACGGAGCUGGGCUGCCUCCGAGCCAUCAUCCUCUUCAAUCCUGAUGCAAAGGGGCUCUCGAACCCGGCCGAGGUGGAGCUGUUACGCGAGAAGGUGUACGCCUCCUUGGAGUCCUACUGCAAACAGAAGUACCCCGAGCAACAGGGCAGGUUUGCCAAGCUGUUGUUGCGUCUUCCCGCCCUCCGGUCCAUCGGCCUGAAGUGCCUGGAGCACCUCUUUUUCUUCAAGCUGAUCGGCGACACCCCCAUCGACACCUUCCUCAUGGAGAUGCUGGAGGCCCCCCACCAGAUGUCCUGACCUCCUCGCCUCCACACAACCACACACAUACACACCCCUGGGCACUCAGCGCUCCUCCGGCGCGAGAGGAGACCGUGAAGACGAAGAGGGUCCGUGUGCAAGAAAAACGGGGGUCCUCGGCGAGGGGGACUCGUCAGCCACACGUCCACGGCCGAUGCGAACUUGCACCAUCCAUCCUCACCUCUUCUUCCUUGUGAUGCUGUAGCCCAUCCCAUACGCUAACCCCCCCAACUUCCCCCCCCAAAAAAACCUGCAGGAGACCUCUCGCAGGAGCGGCAGGAAGGAUGUUGUACUCCCCAGCGGCUGGAUUUGAGGGACAUGGCCCCUGGUUUGGCUUGCAUAGCAUGUGGGGGACUCUCUUGAGUUCUCCUUUUCCUCCUGACACACACACACACAC